Oldenlandia corymbosa var. corymbosa is the source of this 2451-nucleotide messenger RNA. NCBI's taxonomy places the organism in Eukaryota, Viridiplantae, Streptophyta, Magnoliopsida, Gentianales, Rubiaceae. The record is from the annotation of a GenBank genome assembly.
AAAGAGGUCAGUUUCUCCUGGGUCGUCACACUCUCCUUUUUAUCUCUCUAGGGUUUACAUAACCCUCCUUCUACCUCUCGUUGCAAAAUAUCUCUGUAUCCAACAAAGUCGAUAAUGGCGGACGAGGUUCACUACGGCUCGGACUCGAACAAGAGGAAAUACGACGACAACCAAACUCCUCCACCGAGAAGGCAGACUGGAUUUUCUGCUCCGAUCUCAUCCCACUCACCUCCCGAUGCCCCGUCUUACAACAACGUCCCGCCGCCUAUGGACGAUAUCCAAUUGGCUAAACAGAAAGCUCAGGAAAUCGCUGCUCGGCUUUUUAAUAACGCUAAUCCCUCCGCGGAGCCUACUAAGAGGCCCAGGGUUGAGAACGGUGGAAACAGCGGCUUUGAUAUGAUGGAGCCUCCGGCUCCAAAGGCACUAGGAAUUGGUAGUGCUCCCUCCAUGCCAAGUUCAUAUGGUGGGGGGUACCCUGGUCCGAGCAAGAAGAUUGAAAUACCCAAUGGAAGGGUUGGUGUUAUUAUUGGUAAAGGUGGGGAAACUAUUAAAUACCUUCAACUCCAGUCUGGUGCUAAGAUCCAAGUCACAAGAGACAUGGAUGCGGAUCCUCAUUCUCAAACAAGGGGGGUUGAGCUAAUGGGCACUCCUGAACAGAUCUCCAAGGCGGAGAGUCUGAUAAAAGAUGUUCUUAAUGAGGCUGAAGCCGGGGGUUCGGGCAUAGUUUCUCGUAGGGUCUCUGGGCAACAAGCUGGAGGUGAUCAAUUUGUCAUGAAAGUUCCAAAUAACAAGGUUGGACUUGUUAUUGGCAAAGGAGGUGAAACCAUAAAGAGUAUGCAAAAUAGAACAGGAGCUCGAAUUCAGGUGAUACCCUUGCAUCUUCCUCCUGGUGAUACAUCACUUGAGAGGACUGUUCAAAUUGAUGGCACCCCUGAGCAGAUUGAGGCUGCUAAACAACUUGUCUAUGAAGUCACUUCUGAGAAUCGUCCCCGAAAUCCAGCUAUGUCUGGAGGUUAUCCCCAGCAAGGUUACCCAGCUCGACCUCCUAAUUCGUGGGCGCCACCUGGUCCACCAAUGCAACAUCCUGGUUAUGGUUAUGUACAACCUGGAGCUUACCCCGGCUCUGCUCCCCCGUAUAACAUGAAUCAACCGCAGUACCCUGGUUACCCUCCUCAACAGACCCCCGGUGGCUAUGCCUCUGGAUGGGAACAGACUACUGCUCAAUCAGGUCAACAGACUUCUCAGGGAGGUGCCUACGAUUACUAUGGGCAGCAGCAGACUUCACAGCAGCAGCAGGCUCCCGGAUCUGCUACUGACAAUGCAGCUUAUGGCUAUAAUCAGCCAACAUCUGGGUACAAUCAGGGACAGGGUUAUUCUCAGGAUGGCUAUGGUGGAUACCCUGCACCUAAUUCUCAGACCGGUUAUGGUCAGUCCCAAACUUAUGAUCAGCAACAAGCUUAUAAUUCUGCUUCUGGAUAUGGGAGUGCAAACCCACCCACUGAUGGCCAUGCUCCUUAUGGAACUCAAUCUGAUUCUAGCCAAGCUCCACCUGCCCAAUCGGGCCAGCAAAGUUACGCCGCUGGUCAACAGCCCAGUCCCAAUGCUAAUUACCCGCCCCAAGGCACUACUCAACCUGGGUACGGAGCACCUCCAACUUCUCAAGCUGGUUAUGGGACUCAGCAACAAACAGGGUAUGGUUCGAGUUAUGCACCCCCACAAACUCAAAAACCUCCAAGUGGCCAGCAAGGUUAUGGACAGCCACAGCAGUCACCUACUGCAGUAGGAGGUUAUGGUCAAGGUGGGUACCCUCCUGCCCAAUCUAGCUAUGCACAACCAGACUCCAGUGGUCAGAGACCUCCGUCAAGUGGUUAUGGGACUCCACCGCCUCAACCGGGAUAUGGAGCUGCAGGAUAUGGUGCCCCACAAGCGUCUCAGUCAACCUAUGGGCAGCAGCAGGCACCCCCAUAUGGUGGUGCAUAUGGUGGUGGUUACUCUCAGCCACCAGCAUACUCUUCUGAUGGCAGCUCUGGUGGGAAUGCCCGAGGAUCAUAUGAAGCUGCUCCGGCAUCACAGGCUAGCCAGUCCAGCGGUGGAGGUUCUAAAGCUUCACCUCAGAGCUGAUACACGAGAAAUGGGUGACGUGUUUCACUAUCCUUUUCCUUGGUCUAGAUGGGUUAGGGUAUCUGCGGUAGUAGACAUGUUGGAUUACUUAGUAGGGUCUUCGGUAGGUGCUUGUAUUUUGUCUUUUUUUAGUUCCAGUUUUAAAACUUUCUGAGAAUUUUAGUGAUUUUGGGUUGAGAACUGAACAUUGUCUCCCUAGUCUUUUAUUGUACCAAUCUUUAAUUCCUGUAACAAUUGUCCAAGCUACACAACUAUUGCCCGUCACCAUACGCCAUACAGAUGGUGUUCUGUUCGCGAGAUGUUUAUGUUAUAUGAUGGUUUUUGUUUGCA